Metopolophium dirhodum (rose-grain aphid) is the source of this 3683-nucleotide messenger RNA. Its product is annotated as piggyBac transposable element-derived protein 4-like. NCBI's taxonomy places the organism in Eukaryota, Metazoa, Arthropoda, Insecta, Hemiptera, Aphididae. The record is from RefSeq and is a predicted model, not a curated record. The coding region runs from base 732 to 2378 and encodes 548 amino acids. The transcript is spliced from 2 exons.
CUGGGGCCCUUUUUAAUACAAAAUAAGAUUGGUAACGAUUUUGAAAACAGGAAUAUUAUUUUAAAAAAACAACAAUAUAAUAUUAACAGGUUGACUGCCAUGUGUACAUUUUUUUGUACACGACUAAUUCUCCAUACAUGUAUAUGCAAAUAUUUUUAUACUGUCCAACAAAUUGUAAUUGAUAAUUUGCAAAAACUUCUUUUUUUUAUAAUUUUGUUUUUUUGUUUGUUACUUACUAGGCCUUUUCUAGUUAAUAUUUUAAAAAUUUAUGUUGUGUCAAAUAAAUGUACACGUGGCCUACCAGACCAUCAACACGUUCAAUGCCGCGGUCGACGGGUAGUCGACAAUUUGUAUAGGCAUGUUUAUGGCUUUAUAAUUUACUCGAUAAUCAGAGCAAUGCUUCUACUUUUAUUCGUGGUUAUUCAGUGUCUAUUUUUCAACGUUAUAUUCGGAUUUUAUUUUCGUUUAUUUUUAGCAAAGUAAUGGUUGUUUUUCCCCAGAAAUAAUUGAAGGCAACAUCGACGCCACGGCGAUUGUUUAUGUUUAUCGCUAUAGGUAUUAUCUUACUUAUAUAUAAACGAAAAUAAUACGAGGAAUUUACGUAAUAAUAUUAUUUCGUUGCAGUUCAGUCGUCAGUGUCAUUUGUAUAGUUCGAUGUGUGUGCCAUAUUCAUUAAUUUGUAUUUAGUGUUUGUAAAAAGUGUAGAUUAUUUUAUAUAAUAUUACCGCAAAAUGAAUCAGUGUCAAAUUUCGGAUUUACUUGAUGAGAGUGAUACCAAUUUAAAUAGCUCACUUUCAUCUUUCGACGACACAGACGACGAUCCUGAUUGGGAAAAUGAUGAUAUUGAUAAUCAAGGAGAAAACUAUAGAUCUGAAGAAGAAAAUGAAGUAACAAGUGAGUGGAUAGAUAUUUCUGAACAACCAAACAUGAAUUCAAAUAUAGUUUUUAAUCCAAAUAAUGAUGACGUUGGUAUAAACCCAGACAUUACAGAAACUAUGGUUUCGUUAAGCCCUUUUGAUUUUUUUUCUCUAUUUUUUGAUGACGAAGUAAUAAAUCUCCUAGUGGUAGAAACAAAUAAAUAUGCUCAGGAUAAAUUGAACAAACAAGAAAAUAGUCGUAGUGCAAGAAUAAAAAAAUGGACCGAUAUUGAUAAAGAAGAACUUAAAUGUUUUUUUGGAAUAGUUAUGUGGAUGGGUUUGAAUAAAAAGCCAAGUAUUGCUCAUUACUGGAAAUCUGAUAAUUUUUUAUAUAAGUGUGAAAUCCCAAAAUACAUGUCACGAAAUAGGUUUGAGUUGAUACUUUCUGUCCUACACGUAUCAGAUAAUAGCAAAGCACCUCCAAAUAACCGUCUGUACAAAAUUCAGCCAUUAGUUGACAUCUUAGUAAAUAAGUAUAACAAUGCCCUAAUACCAGAAAAAAACUUGUGUAUUGAUGAAUCAAUGGUUCCAUUUUUGGGUCGUCUUUCUUUCCGCCAAUAUAUAGCCAAUAAAAGACAUCGCUAUGGAGUAAAAAUUUUUAAACUAUGUACUCGUGACUUUUAUACAUCGCAGUACAAAAUAUAUGCCGGAAAGGAAGCCGUUCCUGGGCAACUUGUAUCUUGUAAAGUUGUUAUGGAACUUAUGCAACCUUACUUGGACAGUGGGAGAUGUUUAUACGCGGAUAACUGGUACACUAGUAUUGAUCUUGCAGAAAAAUUACUUGAUAGACAUACACAUUUAGUGGGGACGUUAAGAUCCAACCGAAAACGAAAUCCAAAAGAGGUGAUAGCUAAAAAACUAGUUAGAGGAGGAGUAAUUUCAAAACAAAAUCGACGUGGUAUUAUGGUACUGAAGUGGAGAGACCGACGUGAUGUUUUGAUGUUGAGCACAAUGCAUACAAAUUUAAUGAUAAAUGUUAACCAAAGAAGAACUGUAAUCGAAAAACCUAAAGUUAUUGCAGAUUAUAAUAGAGGAAAAUCGUAUAUCGAUUUGACAGAUCAAAUGGGCUCUUAUCACUCUUGCCUAAGGAAAUCUCUCAAAUGGUAUAGAAAAAUAAUGUUUGAUAUAAUAUGUAACACUUCUAUGAUCAAUGCUCUAUCAUUGUAUACUGGUGUAACUGGAAAUAGAAUGAAACUUGUGGAAUUCAGAGAAGCCGUCAUUCAAGGAUUGUUGAGUAAUAAAAAUACAACACACGUGCCAACACAAAUAAAAAAUGAACACUUAUUGGAAAAAACAUCAACAACUGGAAGGUGUAAACGAUGUUAUGAAAUCAUCUCUAAAGAAAAAGGAACAAAUGUAGCCAGAAAUAAAGCAAAAAGAGUGAAGACAAUGUGCACUACUUGUGGAAACCAUUAUUGUACAGAAUGUUUUUUUGUGAACCAUAAAGCAAGAUUCAAUUAAUAAGUAUUUUUGUAAUAUAAGUAAUUUGUUUAUGAUUUUUUUUCUUCAAAUAAAAUGCAUUGGAAAGGUCAAAAUAAAAACUUGAUUUAAAUAAGAAAUAUCCAUUUCCUAUCUACGCUAAGUAGACAAAACUGGUCCUUGGGGCCACAAUAUUUAAUUCCAAUGUUAUAUCAGUACAGACGUGUACACAUUUCUGUACACGAAAUUUGUUUGAAAAAAAAACUCGUGUACAAUAUAAUGUACACGAAAAGAAAAAUGGUAAGUAAAGGAGUGUACACAAUUUAGUACACACGGCGCCGGGUAAAACGUAUCAAAAAUCAUAGUGGCAGUCAACCUGUUAAUGGUCCAAUACUAGUUGCCUCCUAACUGUAGAUACAUAUUAUACAAUUUACAAAUAUUUUUUAGUGUAAAUCUGGUAUAUUAUACCUAACACUGAUGUUUUUUUAACUAAAAUAUAUAUACAUAUUUUUAAAACCCUAUAAUGAGUAAUGACUAUUAGUAUAAAACAAUUUAUAAUGUAUAAACAUGAAACAUAAUAUUAAAAAUAAUUAAUUUAUUUUAGUAUUUCUGAAAUAAAGUUCUUCUUCUUAUUAUUAGUUAUGAAGUUUAUGAACCACUAUACUUAAUUCUAUACGGGAGGCAACUAGUGUGAAAAUUCUUGGGAGGAAACUCGUAAUUAAUUAUGAACUACCUCAUCAUCGGAGGCAACUAGUCGACUAGUGUAUAGAUAUAAAGUAUUAACCUUUUCAUUUACGAUAAUAGUGUGGGAGGCAAUUCGUAUAUUUUGGGAGGCAACUAGUAUGCACUGAUAUUAAUUGAGCACAAAGGUACCUACUUAUCUCACCUAGGCUACCUAGCUGACAACCAUAAGUCAAAUCCGUAUUUUCUCCAAGUCAGUUGUAUAUUUUUUAACUGCAUUUUUUCUGGGUUUUUUUUUCGACAAAUUCAACAAUAGCGCAAAUUAUAUGCUAAUUUGUUUUGGAACCUUGUGAUUUGAUUGCCUCAGUGAUGACAAAGAGUCCUGCAGUUUUUCUCGUGUUAAAGAAUACCGAAUGUGAAUUUUAAAUGCAUUCAAGUGCAGAAAAUGAACGUUUAUUAUACUACACAAUUGGACAUUUGGACAUCAAUCGUGCGCAUAUCAGCAUAAUAUAGCAUUGACAAGUAUUUUUUUUUUUUUUUUGAAUAAAGCAGUAACGGGCCCUUAAAAUGUGUGGACCCUGCAUGUGCUCGCGUGCACCGCACGCACAUCCGUAAAUCAGGGCCUGUAGGUUCAACGAUCGAUGGGCCCGCACGAGUUUCUCUUAC